Messenger RNA from Penicillium egyptiacum, 2466 nucleotides. The record is from the annotation of a GenBank genome assembly. NCBI's taxonomy places the organism in Eukaryota, Fungi, Ascomycota, Eurotiomycetes, Eurotiales, Aspergillaceae.
AUGUAUUCAGAACUUAAAAACCUUGAACGUUACUGGUCCUAUAACAGAUCACCCCCGGUUUAUCCCAGUCCUAAGUUGCAGUUUCCUUGCAUAGAUCGUGUGCAUCUGUUUAAUUAUACCACAGCUGCAGGAUAUGGGGCAGGCGAUUGGGCAAGAGCGUAUGAGCAAGCCAAAGCUCUUGCUGCUCAAAUGACCAAUGACGAGAAGAACAACAUCACCUGUGGCUUUCAAUCAACUGCCAACGGCUGUUCUGGAAUGACUGGCAGCAUCCCUAGGCUUGAUUUCCCUGGCCUUUGCUUACAGGACGCUGGAAAUGGAGUCCGUGGCUUAGAUAUGGUCAAUUCCUAUCCCUCAGGUCUCCACGUCGGUGCUGCGUGGAAUCGAGAUCUAGCGCUCAAAAGAGGCAGAUACAUGGGGGCAGAAUUCAAGCGGAAGAGCAUCAACGUUGCCUUGGGGCCUGUUGUGGGGCCUUUGGGUCAAGUUGCCCGAGGAGGACGAAACUGGGAAGGGUUCUCCAACGACCCUUAUCUCAGCGGUAAGUUGGCCUACGAGAGUAUCAUUGGAAUGCAGGAUUUUGUGAUUGCCAGCGUCAAGCACCUCGUCGGCAACGAACAGGAAACCGACCGCAACCCGUCCGUUUACUUGGCAAACGCUUCCAUUUCUUCCAAUAUCGACGACAAAACGAUGCACGAAUUAUACCUUUGGCCAUUCCAGGAUGCAGUCAAAGCAGGCGCCGGCUCUGUCAUGUGCAGCUAUAACCGCGUUAAUAGCAGCUACGCCUGUCACAACAGCAAGGUCUUAAAUGGCCUCCUGAAAACCGAGUUGGGAUUUCAAGGAUUUGUCGUCACCGAUUGGUAUGCCCAACAUACUGGGGUCGCCAGUGCAAAUGCUGGUCUGGAUAUGUCCAUGCCAUAUUCGCCUUAUUGGCAAAAUGGCAAUCUCAGUCUUGCUGUCUCAAAUGCAUCUAUGACUCAAUCCCGGUCGGACGAUAUGGCUACGCGCAUACUUGCGACAUGGUACAAGCUGGCCGAAAUUGCCAACCCUGGCGCGGACGUACCUGUGAGCCUAAAUGAACCACACGAAAUUAUCGACGCCCGCGAUCCUGCAUCUGAGCAUACUAUCUUCCAAGGAGCUGUUGAGGGUCAGGUGCUUGUGAAGAAUGUAAAUGGUGCGCUACCUUUGAAGAAACCGAAGCUCCUCUCCCUUUUUGGCUACGACGCUACUGCUACUACAAUCAACUCCCAGACACCAGCAUAUGCUUUCCUGCAAGGUUUAGGUUUGGGAAACACAUUGUCGUAUAUUGGAGGACAACCCUUCUCAUACGAAGUAGCGGCUGCCUUGAUGGGAAGUUUCUUCUCAGAUACCGCUGGGCCUGAAAUCGCACUCAACGGAACUUUGAUUACUGGUGGGGGAUCUGGCAGCAACACCCCAGCGUACAUUGAUGCUCCAUUCAACGCCUUUCAACAUAGAGCAAAGCAGGAUGGCACAUUUCUGUUCUGGGAUUUCUAUUCACAAGAUCCUGGUGUGAAUGCGGCAAGUGACGCCUGUGUUGUAUUUGCGAAUGAACAAUCUUCCGAGGGGUGGGACAGGCCAAAUCUUGCGAAUAGCUACUCUGAUACGCUCGUCGCCAACGUCGCUGGGAAAUGCAACAACACGAUGGUCGUUAUUCACAAUGCCGGAGUGCGCCUGGUCGAUGCGUGGAUUGAACACCCAAAUAUUACAGCGGUGAUUUUUGCCCACCUCCCAGGCCAAGACUCUGGUUCUGCUUUGGUGGAGAUCAUGUGCGGGGAACAAUCACCGUCGGGUCGUUUACCUUACACCGUGGCAAAGAAUGCAACCCACUAUGGCGAACUACUUGGUCCAGUAUACCCAGACAACUCUAGUCUUUACUAUACCCAAUCAAACUUCUCUGAGGGUGUCUACAUCGACUACCGCUACUUCAUGGUCAACCAGAUCAUGCCACGGUAUGAGUUUGGCUAUGGCCUGACAUACUCGACGUUCGAUUACCAGGAUCUCAAACUUCGAACUCCAGAUCGGUUGGAGACGUCGUACUUUCCACCAGGGCACGAAACCUACAAUUCGACCGCUCCAAAGCCCCCAGGGGGGCUAGAAUCACUUUGGGACGUCUUGGCAACUGUAAGCUGCACAGUAACCAACACCGGCCCAGUAAGCGCUGCAGAGGUUGCCCAGCUGUACGUUCACAAUCCUGCAGGUGGGCCGAAAAGAGUUCUACGGGGAUUUCACAAGAAGAUCAUUGGCCCCGGCAAAAGUCAGGAUAUGCACUUUGACCUCACUCGUCGAGACCUAAGUCAAUGGGAUGUUCAGACACAACAAUGGGUGCUCCCGCGGGGCACAUACGGAGUCAUGGUUGGCAAAAGUGUCUUGGAUAUCCAGUUGCUGGGAGAAUUCUCAAUAGCUCAUGAUGGAAAGACGGAUUUCCGCUUGUCGAACGGGUCCUGCAACUGA